Messenger RNA from Blumeria graminis f. sp. triticale, 891 nucleotides. Lineage: Eukaryota; Fungi; Ascomycota; Leotiomycetes; Helotiales; Erysiphaceae. The record is from the annotation of a GenBank genome assembly.
AUGGACCAGACUACAGUUAUGAAGCCUGAACUCAACAGCGAAACGAUAUCUCCAGUAAUUACAGUUAAAAAGCUUGCCUACGGAGAUCAUGAGCUCCAGCGCGUCGCCGUUUACUCCGUACCGCCAAUCGAAGUUGAGCAUGGUGCAAUUUGGCUAGUAUAUAUUCAUGGUGGUGCCUGGCGAGACCCUGAAAUUACAGAAGAUUCGUUUUUUCCGACCAUCAAACGCCUACUCUUACACCCUCUCCGUCGACGCAUAAAGGGCUUUGCGUCCAUAUCGUAUCGCCUCUCACCACAUCCCACACACCCGCAAGAGGCAGCGACACCGGCAAGCAAGUGCCGGAAUGCGCAGCAUCCUGAUCACAUCAAUGAUGUCCUUGCCGGCCUUACGUUACUGCAGAAUCUGUAUCAUUUUGGCCACGACUAUCUCUUAGCCGGACACUCGUGCGGCGCCACGCUUGCCUUUCAAAGUGUUAUGCGCGAUUGCUUCCCCUCAAGCACCCCCAAACCCUCGGUCAUCGUUGGUAUCGCUGGAAUCUAUAACUUACUGGGCUUGCGAGACCGCCAUGAUGAUCCCACAUAUGGGGUCUUUCUCAACGCUGCAUUUGGGGCAGACGAAAGCAUUUUACACGCUGCGGCGCCUACCAACUAUCCAGCCUUUCCUACUUCCUGGCCGGAAGCGAAGCUGGUAGUCUUGGCGCACUCCCGCGAUGAUAACUUAGUCGAAGCAGUCCAACUCAGCGACAUAACCACUUCGUCACUUGCGCGGAGCAACGCCCGUAUCGAAGUAAACGAGGAAAUCAUUAUCGGUACGCAUGAUGCUGCUUGGAAAGAGGGCCAAAUCGCCGACUUAAUUGUAGAAAAGGUCCUCAAAUCCUACUUUGCCUCUUAG